Messenger RNA from Papaver somniferum (opium poppy), 1116 nucleotides. Its product is annotated as bifunctional protein FolD 4, chloroplastic-like. Gene Ontology annotation, cellular component: cytosol. Bases 1 to 1116 code for a protein of 371 amino acids. The transcript has a single exon. The record is from RefSeq and is a predicted model, not a curated record. Gene Ontology annotation, biological process: tetrahydrofolate interconversion. Lineage: Eukaryota; Viridiplantae; Streptophyta; Magnoliopsida; Ranunculales; Papaveraceae. Gene Ontology annotation, molecular function: methenyltetrahydrofolate cyclohydrolase activity; methylenetetrahydrofolate dehydrogenase (NADP+) activity.
AUGGCGACAACAAUAUUUUCGAGCUCAUCAACAGCAACAGCAACAGCUGGUCUUCCCAAGUUUGAUACAAUCCGAAGAAGUGGUUCUGUUCGUCUAAGACCACCACCAUCUUUUCUUUCUCUCAAACCUCGAAAUCCUGCCGGCUUUGGUGCCUCCUCAAUCAGCAUGCAGCGUCGAAGUUCUAUUUCUAGUAUUACUGCUGUGGCGACGAUGUCAAUGAGUACUAACUUUCCCAGAGUGAAACUUGACGGAAAGGCGGUUGCGGAGGAAAUCGGAGAUGAAAUCACCGAUGAAGUAACGAGGAUGAAGGAUGCAACUGGUGUCACACCAAUGUUAGCUGUUAUUGUAGUUGGGGAGAAGAAUCACUCGCCGGUUCAUCUUGAAAACAAGCUCCAGGCUUGUGAAGCAGCAGGGAUCAAAACUAAUGUAGUUCGUUUAUCAGAUGAUUCCUCGGAAGAAGAAGUUCUUGAUUGUAUUUCGCGAUUCAACGAAGAACCCUCUGUUCAUGGCAUCCACAUUCAGCUGCCUCUACCUCGUCAUAUGGAUACGGCAAAAAUCUUGACUGCUGUUCGAGUUGAGAAAGAUGUUGACGGAUUCAGUUCACUAAAAACACGAGAUGAACAGCCGCCAUUUAAAUUUCCUUCCGUAAUUCCAUGCACAGCCAAAGGAUGCAUGGAAUUGUUGUAUAGAUGUGAUCUUCGUAUAAAGGGGAAAUCAGUAGUUGUUAUCGGCAACGGAACUGAUACUGAUAUUGUUGCACCUGCUGCCGCAUAUUUACUGCAGAGGCACGGUGCCAAGGUCACUGUUGUGCACCGUGGAACAGAGAACCUCAAGGAGAUCAUUAAACAAGCAGAUAUCCUCAUCUCCGCUGCAGAAAGAGCUUAUCUGGUGAGGGCUCGCUGGAUUAAGCCAAGAGCAAUUGUCAUUGACACCGGCAAUAACAUGAUGACAAGUCAUCUAGGCUCCUGUCAAUUUGUUGGGGACGUUUGCUAUGAAGAGCCUUACGAGUGGGCUUCAGUUAUAACUCCAGCACCGGGAGGAGUGGAAUCCAUGACCACCGCCAUGCUUCUAUCAAACACGCUUCUGAUAGCUAAGAGGGCUCUUAAGUUUGAAUGA